Molecule: messenger RNA, 757 nt
Organism: Prorocentrum cordatum
Lineage: Eukaryota; Dinophyceae; Prorocentrales; Prorocentraceae
Source: the annotation of a GenBank genome assembly
CCUGGCGGGCACCAUCGGCGGCUGGGGCCCGGCCGACGUCCUGAAGGCGCGCGCCGUCGCGGACAAGAUCGCCCAGGACGCGCCCAGGUGCGAGGAGGACCUGCCCGAGGUCCUGCGCGCUCGCCGCAAGAUCAUGGCAAGCGCAUUUCCAUUGUGGAAAGAGCUGGGCCAGGACGGGCUCAAGCUCAUGGACAGCGCGAAGGCUUUCGCGGACGAGACCCCGUACACACAAUGGUCCAACAUCCUUGCCAACAACACGGCGCCGAACACCGUGCCGAGGUCCCGGAAGAUCGCUGCGAUGGCGGAGAAGGGCGACGACAGGGCCUGGGAAGAGUUGAAGGGGAUGGCGGUCACCACGUGGGCGCCCUCUGGCACCGACGCUCUCGCCCGCUUCCUCGCCUCCUUCAUCCGGCGAGCUGGCUCGUCGAAUUGCCCAGUCAGCGCGCGGCUGCUAGCGCCGCUCCCUCUUCGACCUGGCAUGGAUACCGCGGCAGAUCUUAUGGGGCUCGCAGUUUUCAACCUGGGCUUCGCUGGGCCGAAAUUCACCCCCAGGGCCGUGACCUUCAACGCGGCCCUCCUGGAGCUGGAAGCGGUCUCCGGCACGACGGGGGACGUGCUCGCCGCGAGCAUCGCAACAUUUUACGCCAUCAUGCAGAAUCCGCUCUCGAGCAACAUCCAUUGCCGACCUCCACAGCGAAGCGGCGCCAGUACGGAGGAACUCCCACGGGUCACCGUCGACCUCCUCUUCCCCGAGGGC